This is a messenger RNA of Sporisorium graminicola, 1263 nucleotides long. RefSeq lists its product as uncharacterized. Gene Ontology annotation, biological process: cellular response to misfolded protein. The record is from RefSeq and is a predicted model, not a curated record. The transcript has a single exon. Bases 1 to 1263 code for a protein of 420 amino acids. NCBI's taxonomy places the organism in Eukaryota, Fungi, Basidiomycota, Ustilaginomycetes, Ustilaginales, Ustilaginaceae. Gene Ontology annotation, molecular function: Hsp70 protein binding. Gene Ontology annotation, cellular component: endoplasmic reticulum membrane.
AUGGAGGCAGAAGACGCUCAGAAAGCCUUGCGGCUUGCUUUCAAGCACGAUGCAAACGGCGACACGGCCGCUGCAAUCAAGUGGACCAAGAAGAGCAUCGCCAUCUACAAGACGCCUUCCGCUGAAGCGCUUCUCGUCAGGCUAGAGAAGAGCGGUGCUUCCGGCAGCGGAGCUUCGGCCUCUGCAUCGGCCUCGACAUCAUCCGCUGCUGCUGGUGCUUCCUCCUCAAGCGAAGGGCUUCGAUCUCGCGCAAGUGCUCAGCCAAACGGACGUUCGACCUCAGAUGCCACACACUCGGCACCAAAGAGACCAUACACGCAAGCGCAACUGGAAGUGGUGACCAGGGUCAAAAAGGCAGGAGGUGAUUUCUACAAGGUGCUCGGCGUCGAAAAGACGGUCGACGAGAACGGCAUCAAGAAAUCAUACAAGAAGCUCGCGCUGCAGCUGCAUCCCGACAAGAACGGUGCUCCCGGUGCCGACGAGGCGUUCAAAGUCGUCUCGAAAGCUUUCAGCAUCCUCACCGACGCAGACAAGCGAGCCGCAUACGACCGAUACGGAGGCGAUCCGGAUAACGCGAGAUCAGCAGCAGGCGCCGCUGCAGCAGGCCACGGCAAUCCAUUCGGAGGCAUGAGGGGGACGCCGUUCCGGGGCGGUGGAAUGUACGCAGACGAGAUCGACCCCAACGAUCUGUUCAACAUGUUCUUCGGAGGUGGCAUGGGAGGAACGCAAUUCGGCGGCACCACUUUCACGUUCGGUGGUCCAGGUAUGCGAACGCAUCAGUUCCGACAACAGCGCCCAGGUCCGCGUCGAGCGCAAGCAGAUCCGCAGAACGCCAACAUCCUGUUGCAGUUGCUGCCGCUGCUCGUGCUGGGACUGUUCAGCUUGCUCGCCUAUGCGCCGUCGUUGUUCUCGACACCCGACCCGACUUUCCAAUGGACGCCCUCAAGCCUGUACAAGACGCAACGCAUGACAACUGAACACAACGUUCCCUACUACGUCAACGACCACCAGUUCAACAACCAUCCUUUUGUCACUGGAGAACGCAGCAGCAAGGACUUGGCUGGGUUCGAAAAGCGCGUCGAGAAUGCGUACCAGCAGAUCUUGUACACCAAAUGCGAGCGGCUGAGGGAGAACCAGGAGAGGCGGCUACAAUCGGCCAAGGGAUUCUUCGGGAUUGGUGGCGACGAAGUUGCAGCGAAAAGGAUCCUCGAGGAAGUCUACGAGAGCUGCGAGAAGCUCAGGCAAUUCGGCCACAAUAUCUGA